AAACGUGUCAAAGGCGUGAAAGUUUCGCGACAUUUCAUCAUCGGCAAUGAAGCGCAUGUCCUACCAUACGCCGGCUUCGCCGAUCCGCCGCCAGAAGGCCAUACCAAAGGCUGGCGAGUCUACGUGCGGCCAAUACCGAACGGGCCCGACAUCACUACAUGGUUGAAGAAGGUCCAAUUUAAAUUACAUCACACAUAUCCCGACGCGAGUCGCACGAUCGAGGCGCCAGGGCCAUUUGAAGUCACUGAGACCGGAUACGGUGAAUUCGGUGUGGAAAUCAGGCUGUAUUUCGCGCCGGAGAGCGGAGAGAAGGCUGUCUACAGAGAACACUACCUGGUGCUAGGCAGCUAUGGUAGUGAAGAGCAGCGAGCGCGACAGGAUAAAGAGAACAAGAUUGUAGCUGAGCGGAUGGAGACGAUUGAGUUUAAUGAGCCCACGGCCGAUUUCUUUCGCAGUCUGAGCUCUCCAACGCAGUGGGACUGGCGAAUGGUCAAGAAAGGCCGCGGCAAGGGCAAG
Messenger RNA from Dissoconium aciculare CBS 342.82, 516 nucleotides. RefSeq names its product yeats-domain-containing protein. The annotation marks the transcript as partial. Gene Ontology annotation, biological process: regulation of DNA-templated transcription. The transcript has a single exon. Lineage: Eukaryota; Fungi; Ascomycota; Dothideomycetes; Mycosphaerellales; Dissoconiaceae. The record is from RefSeq and is a predicted model, not a curated record.